GGGGACUUCCCUGUUCGAACACCCAUAUCCACACGCACGGCUAGUGGAAACAAAUCAACUCUGUUUUGGCGCCAUGCGGCGUAGUUGCUCUGCACUUUGCCUUCACUUUGGCAGACCGACAAACGCGACCGCGACUCUCGGCCAGCUCAGUUCAGGCCAGAACCGUUCAGAGCCGGAGAGCCGGGCCAAAAGGCAGCCAGCUAGUUUUUCUUCAGUUCCUCCUUUGGCUCUUAUUGUACACGGGUUUGUUGUUUAGUGUGCCAUUGGUGCUAACAACGUGCGGUUCGGUCUUGCGGUUUACUCGCCGCCCCGGUAGAGCCUGAAAGCGGAAUAAAAUCUAGCCCGAUUUGGGGGCCUAAACAAAAGGUGCACCCUGCAUUCAAAGCAGAUCUGCGGAUUACACAAGUUGCCCCGCAUUUGGGUUCCUUGAACUCCCCGGAGUAUCUUUUCGGGGUUGUGUAAGCCCCAUUUAGUCGGCUGCACUUUGAAGGCGAUUACUAUAAAUAUUAAUAGGAUUUAUUGAUUGGCUGUCGGAGGGGCCAGAAGCCAGAUCGUCGAGUGAGGCUAGUCCUUAUCCAUGUCCUUUCUCUCGCCCACACUGCGCCUGGAGAAUCUGUCCACGCAGCCCACGAUGACGCAGGAUCAUGUGCCCGAGGACCAGCGCUACAACAAACAGAAUAUCGUGGCCCAGUGGUGUGUGCCCAUCAAUGGCAAGAUGUACCGCAUCGAGCUGGAACAUGGCACCACCAGUGGGCGGCGCAUGAUUUGGGUCAAUGGUCGGGAGGUGCUGCGCCGCGACUGGAUGUUCAAGCUGGUGGGCGAGGACACCUUCCACAUCGAUCAGACGCGCUGCAUCAUACGCGUGGAUCCCGCGCCGGGCUUCAAGUACGAGUACUCGCUGUACAUCGACGGCAAGUCCCACGAGCAGUACACCGAGGACAUGACGCGCCAGUAUCGACUGUGGCUCUACACAUGCGACUCGGCUGCGGAACCGCCUCCGCAGGAGUACAGGAUAAUGCUCAAGCUGGACACGCUGAGUCUGUACGUAAACGAUGAGCUGCGCACCGAGGAGUCGGCUUUCGUUUGCGGCGGCACAGACACCAAGUUCCUGCUGCAGGACACGGAAUUCGUGCUUCAGGCACGCUCAAGUGGCAAUAAACAUGAUGGCAUCGUUCACACCCUGCUGGCGAAUGGGGUGCCAGUUCCGGAGGCGAAGAUUCAGGAGAUUAUGCAAGAGCCGGUCUCCAUUUUGCAGAGCAACUAAGGACUACCCACCCACACACACCACAUAGGCUAGCGUUUUGCAUUUGUUGAAUUUUUCCC
Drosophila biarmipes is the source of this 1323-nucleotide messenger RNA. RefSeq names its product fas apoptotic inhibitory molecule 1. The record is from RefSeq and is a predicted model, not a curated record. The coding region runs from base 578 to 1264 and encodes 228 amino acids. The transcript is spliced from 4 exons. Gene Ontology annotation, biological process: canonical NF-kappaB signal transduction; negative regulation of extrinsic apoptotic signaling pathway via death domain receptors; positive regulation of neurogenesis. Lineage: Eukaryota; Metazoa; Arthropoda; Insecta; Diptera; Drosophilidae.